CGAGUUUAUACAUCGAAUGAGAAGGCAAAAUGACUCCUAAAUCGUAAUCAUCCUCUAUUAUUAUUAUUAUUUUGUCUUGUCGCCUGGUCGUUCCUGCAACAACUUCUUCUUCGUCGUUUCCCCUCUUCUUUCAUCUUCAAUCAAUUCCUAAGGAAUUCUUCCGAUCAGAUGGAAAGUGGGAGCCCAGUGUACACUGUGGAUGAAGCACUAGUGUCCUUGGGGUUUGGGAAAUUUCAAUGUCUUUUGCUUGCUUAUGCUGGGAUGGGUUGGGUUGCAGAAGCUAUGGAAAUGAUGAUUCUCUCUUUUGUGGGACCUACAGUUCAAGCUAAGUGGGACCUUUCUUCUCAGCAAGAGAGCCUGAUCACCAGUAUUGUCUUUGCUGGCAUGCUAGUGGGAGCAUAUUCAUGGGGCAUUGUUUCAGAUAACUAUGGAAGGAGGUAUGCCUUUUCCAUUUUAUUUUAUUACAUAUACUUAUUUUUCAACAUUCUCGUGGUAUUAGACAAGGAAAUACCUUCCCUCUUCUUCACUCCUCCCCUCUCAAAGAAUUGUCUAGCUCAUUCCACUAUGAAAAUUUGUUUUUUCCAUAUAUGCUUUUGUCAACUUCUUCCACGAAAAUUAUUCUUCCAUAUGUGCUUUUGUCAACAUCUCCCACUGGAGAGAGGCCAAUUAGCAUUUGAACUUAACGUGCUUUCAGAGUUCCCUGGGGUUCUGCUGUCAGCGGUUACUGUGGACAGGAUUGGUCGCAAGGCUUCAAUGUCAUUGAUGUUCUUCAUAUCUUGCAUUUUCCUUCUACCGUUGAUGUUCCAUCAACCUGAGGCCUUAACAACUUCUCUUCUCUUUGGAGCUCGAAUAUGUAUCACCGGAACCUUCACAAUUAUUUACAUUUAUGCUCCAGAGGUCUACCCAACUUCAGUCCGGUCGACAGGUUUUGGAGUUGCGAGCUCAGUGGCAAGAAUUGGUGGAAUGAUAUGCCCGCUUGUGGCGGUGGGAUUGGUAGAUGGCUGUCAUCAAACUGCUGCUAUUGUUCUAUUUCUAAUUGUAAUGUUUGUUUCAGGGGUUUGCUGUAUGCUUUUCCCAUUUGAAACCAAGGGCUGUGAAUUAAGUGACACUGUAUCUCAAUCAAGCAAAGUUGUCACUUGUAUUACACGAAGAAAUUGAUGCACGGUAAUCAGUACUAUCUAGCCAUUGUUGGAUUGUUGGAUUGCCAAAAUAUGAAAACGCUGAGCCACGUAGGCAUUCCUUUCAUGUGAAUAUAAUCAAUUUGCUCAA
Macadamia integrifolia is the source of this 1269-nucleotide messenger RNA. RefSeq names its product organic cation/carnitine transporter 7-like. Gene Ontology annotation, biological process: transmembrane transport. The record is from RefSeq and is a predicted model, not a curated record. The transcript is spliced from 5 exons. Bases 169 to 1158 code for a protein of 329 amino acids. NCBI's taxonomy places the organism in Eukaryota, Viridiplantae, Streptophyta, Magnoliopsida, Proteales, Proteaceae. Gene Ontology annotation, molecular function: transmembrane transporter activity.